UGAUGUAGUAGGCCAAGUCGAAAGCCAAUCUUCGCCAGGAACGCACCACACACUCCCCAGAACUCCCGGAACUCGCAGAACUCUCACUCCCAAAAUGCUGAAGAUCACCAUCUGUUUGUUGGCCGUGGCCGCUGGAGCGUGGGGCGCCAGCAUUGGUGGCCAGUCGGUGAGCAGCACCACCGAGAAGCGCGAGAUCGUGCCACUGCUGCGGUUCGAGACGGAGAAGAACCCGGACGGCUCCUUCCACUUCGAAUACGAGGGCGGCGACCAGUCGUACCGCCAGGAGCAGGGACAACUCCAGAACGCCGGCACCGAGGAUGAGGCCUUGGAGGUCUCUGGCUCUUACCGCUACAUUGAUGCCGAUGGCAACACUGUGGAGGUGCACUACACGGCGGGCAGGAACGGAUUUGUGCCCAUUGGCACCAUCAUUCCCAAGGAGAUCACAGCUGUGGCCCAGGCUGCCGCCGAUCUGCCCAACAUCUCCGAAGAGGAGGAGCUCAGGCUGAAGCAUCGCAAGGCUCGCUCCCAGGAGGUGGAGAAGGAGGCUGUGGUAGAGAAGGAUCAAGCGCCCGCUGAAUCCCAGAUUUUGCCCGUCGUGGUAGAGAAGGAGGCUGUGUCGCAGCUGAAGACUGUCGUGGAGAAGGAGGCUGUGGCUGAGAAGAAGGAUCAAGCGCCCGCUGAAGCCCAGAUUGUGCCCGUCGUGGUAGAGAAGGAGGCUGUGUCGCAGCUGAAGACUGUCGUGGAGAAGGAGGCUGUGGCUGAGAAGAAGGAUCAAGCGCCCGCUGAAGCCCAGAUUGUGCCCGUGCAGGUUGUCCUCGAGUCCAAGCCAGAGGCGGAGCCCAAGAGGGCCGAGACCACGACUGCCUAAGACCUCAUAGAGGACUAGCCUCCCUAGAUUCUACUUACUUUAAGUAUUGUUACAUUUAAACGUGAAAUGUGUGCGCGCUAAUUUAAUUGUCUAGCAAUAAAAACGAUUCCCUCUA
Drosophila obscura is the source of this 983-nucleotide messenger RNA. RefSeq lists its product as uncharacterized. Bases 95 to 868 code for a protein of 257 amino acids. The transcript has a single exon. The record is from RefSeq and is a predicted model, not a curated record. Gene Ontology annotation, cellular component: chitin-based extracellular matrix. Gene Ontology annotation, molecular function: structural constituent of chitin-based larval cuticle. NCBI's taxonomy places the organism in Eukaryota, Metazoa, Arthropoda, Insecta, Diptera, Drosophilidae.